GCCAAGGGUGUGACCUGGUCCAAGGCCCUUCGUCCAGGCUGUACCCAAGGAGAGCGCUUCUGGGCGAGAGGGCGUGUCAAGGGCGGAGUCUCAGGCCCCACCCCGAUCUCCGGGUCCCGGCCGCUCAGCGCCCGCGUGGUUCUCAUACAAUUUACCCCCAGAGGCUGUGGUCCUCAGCCGCCUUCUGGCUGAGGUUGCGCUGCAGAGAGGAUCAGUCCCCCGAGGUCUGACUGUGACCCUGCUCAGAAAAGACCAAGGAACGCGCUCUUCUGGCAGACCUGGACUCCACCGGCUUCCAACAACUAGUCCGGGACCGAGAGUCUUGGAGUUUGAAACAAGUGAGCGGCCCCAGAAGGACGGGGCCGGGUGGCUGGCCACUGGGCUCGCCAUGGCUGCGCACGCCCGCCGUCUGUGCCAUGUCGCUUUCCAUGUGCCUGCUGGGCAGCCGCUAGCGAAAGACCUCCACCGCCUCUUCGGCUUCCAGCCCCUGGCGGUGCGGGAAGCAGGCGGCUGGAGACAGCUGGCCCUGCGCAGCGGAGACGCAGUCUUUCUAGUGAACGAGGGCUCGGGGCCGGGGGAGCCACUGUACGGCCUGGAUCCGCAUCACUCGGUGCCCAGCGCCACGAACCUGUGCUUGGACGUGGAGGAUGUGGGCGGUGCCGCCCGGGCGCUGGCAGCACAGGGCUGCGUCGUGCCGGUACCACCCACUAGCGUGAGGGAUGCACAGGGCACAGCCAUCUACACGGUGGUCAGCUCUCCGGCUGGUAACCUUAGCUUUACGUUGCUGCAGCGUGCUGGCUAUCGCGGAUCCUUCCUGCCCGGAUUCAGACCGCUACCUUGCACACCUGGCCCUCGCUGGGUCAGCCACGUGGACCACUUGACCUUGGCCUGCACCUCUGGCAGCUCCCCUACACUUAGGCGGUGGUUCCAGGACUGCCUAGGGUUUCGUCACUUGCCGCUGAGCCCAGGUGAGGAUCCGGAGCUGGGCCUCGAGGUGGCUGCAGGGCCUGGGCGAGGGGGACUACGGCUUACUGCCCUGCAGAUCCCACCCGACAGCACCGUCCCGACCCUCGUGCUGGCAGAGUCCCUGCCGGGACCCACCAACAAACAAGACCAGGUAGAGCAAUUUCUAGCCCGGCACCGGGGCCCAGGCCUGCAGCACAUAGGGCUGUACACUCCCAACAUCAUGGAAGCUUCUGAGGGGAUGGCAAAGGCGGGAGGCCGGCUCCUGACCCCUCCUGAAGCUUACUACCAGCAGCCCGGCAAAGAGGAACAAAUCGUAGCUGCCGGGCACAAGCCUAGCCUUCUAGAACGGCAGGGAAUUCUACUAGAUGGCGACAAAGACACGUUCUUGCUUCAGGUCUUCACCAAGUCCCUCUUCACUGAGGACACCUUCUUUUUGGAGCUGAUUCAGAGACAGGGGGCCACAGGCUUUGGCCAGAACAACAUCCGGGCACUUUGGCAGUCCGUGCAAGAGGAAGCUGCCAGGGCCCAGGGAGCAUAAUCCGGCAAGAUUAGGGAGUUGCCACUAGUCCUAGGUGCUCUGAGGAGUCCAGCACAGGCCUGCAGGAACUGACACACCUCAGCACCACACCUCCACAGGACCACACCCCAGGCAGAGGCCAUUCGUCCUGGCCAGGUGCGGGUCUUCUUUUCAACCAGUACCUGCCAAUUCUAGCGUCUCUUGCUAGACUCCAAAGAGAUGAGAUUUAAAACAACACAUCUAGGUAAUGUAAAGAAUAAAGGAACGAGGUUGUUAAGACAACACUCUGGA
Messenger RNA from Onychomys torridus (southern grasshopper mouse), 1774 nucleotides. It is a transcript of the gene Hpdl, whose product is annotated as 4-hydroxyphenylpyruvate dioxygenase like. Gene Ontology annotation, molecular function: 4-hydroxyphenylpyruvate dioxygenase activity. The record is from RefSeq and is a predicted model, not a curated record. Bases 389 to 1504 code for a protein of 371 amino acids. Lineage: Eukaryota; Metazoa; Chordata; Mammalia; Rodentia; Cricetidae. Gene Ontology annotation, biological process: aromatic amino acid metabolic process. The transcript has a single exon.